GCCAGUGACUACUAUUUAUGUGGCGUGAUUUUCGUCAAUUGGGGGAUUCAUAUGUCUGUGCCCUAACUUAGGGUAUACCGAGUAGACGACUCCAUACUCCGUACAUGACUCUGUAGGAUCCUCUCCAGGCAGAACUAGACUAAAAUGCACUAUUGACCUGCUAAGGAUACGCAGACAGCAUGAAUUGCUUGAGCCUUGAGAUCAGAACGUCCCACCCUAGACAUACUUGGGAAAUUCCUCCGGAUGCGACUCCUGGAUCCAUCAGUUCCAUCAGGAUUUUACAGCCACCCCUUUCAAUAGUGCUGAUGAUGAAAAGAAAACCGCGGCAUUUCUCUGUCCUCGCUCAGAGCUCUCUUAAAUAGUAUAAAUGUGAACCGCAAACCCAUGAUCGACACUGUCAUUUUAUACUUUUCUAUCCACUUCCCUUGAUCUUCACCCCUAGAAUUAUUAUGAGGACUUCCUGGACACUGGCAGCGGUGGCUGCUCUGGCCUCUAAUGCGGUCGCCUCCUCGUCCCAGUGCUAUUGUAUGCCUGGGGACAGCUGCUGGCCUUCGGACUCGACAUGGUCGUCCCUCAACAGUACCGUCGGUGGCCGUUUGAUCAAGACCGUACCCAUCGGGUCCCCUUGCCAUGAUCCGAACUAUGAUGAGGCUGCCUGCGCAGCUUUGCAGGCCGACUGGACCCUUCCGCAGACUCAUGAGGCUUCCUCCUCUUCGGUGAUGCAGACCUUCUUUGCCAACCAGAGCUGCGACCCGUUCACGGCAGAGUCCCAGCCGUGUCUCUUGGGAAACUAUGCCCGCUACUCCGUCAAUGUUUCUUCGAGCGACGACGUGAUUGCGGCCAUUCACUUUGCCAAAUCCAACAACAUUCGCUUUGUUAUCCACAACACUGGCCAUGAUUACCUGGGCCGCUCGACGGGGGCUGGAUCUCUCUCGGUGUGGACUCACCACUACAACAACAUUGAAUAUCUCGACUACUCCGACUCCUACUAUCAAGGCCCGGCCUUCCAGAUGGACGCCGGUGUGCUCGGAUACCAGAUCCUCGAGGCCGCAUCCGCCAAGGGACUGGUUGUUGUCGCUGGCGAAUGUCCCACCGUCGGUUUCACGGGUGGCUACAUCCAGGGUGGCGGUCACUCUGCCCUGAGCACGGCGUUCGGAUUGGCCGCUGACCAAACCCUGGAGUUUGAAGUCGUCACGGCGGCGGGCGAGGUCGUUACUGCCUCCCGCACCAAUAAUACCGAUCUGUUCUGGGCCCUGAGCGGCGGUGGUGCCGGGAACUUUGGGGUGGUCAUGUCCGUCACAGUCAAGGCGCACGCGGACGCCACCAUCGCCGGCGCGCUUCUGGAGUUCGCCAACACCGACUCCGACAUCUUCUACGAAGCCGUCUCCCAGUUCCAUGCUCUGCUCCCUGCUAUGAUCGACGCCGGCGCCUCCGUCAUCUACGAGAUGACCUCGCAGGUCUUCGCCAUCAACCCGGUCACGGCCUACAACAUGACCUCCGACGAUGUCAAGACCAUCCUCAACCCCUUCGAAACCGCGCUGACCAAGCUCAACAUCACGUACGUCGUCUCGUAUACCCAGUACGACUCCUACAAAGACCACUACAACAAGUACAUGGGCCCUCUCCCCUACGGCAACCUCGCCGUCUCGUCCUACCAGUACGGCGGCCGCCUGAUCCCGCGGGACCUGCUCGAGACCAGCCCCGCCGAGAUGGGUACGGUGCUCCGGAAUCUGACAGAGAACGGCGUGAUUGCCGUCGGGGUCGGUCUCGACGUCAGCAACCCCGGUGACGUGUCCAACGCUGUGUUCCCCGCGUGGCGCUCCGCCGCCGUGACCAUGCAGAUUGGCACCACCUGGAACGAGACCGCCCCCUGGGAUGAGAUGGUUGCCGACCAGUGGCGCAUCACCAAUGAGUUCGUGCCGCAGCUCGAGGCCAUCACCCCCGGCAGCGGCUGCUACCAGAACGAGGGCAACUUCCGCCAGCCGAACUGGCGCGAGACCUUCUUCGGCACCAACUUCCUGCCCCUGCUGGCCGUCAAGGCUCACUGGGACCCGGAGUUCUUCUUCUAUGCGCUCAAGGGCGUUGGCAGUGACUUUUGGACGGUGAAUGAAGAUGGGCGCAUGUGUAAGACUUGGAGCUGGUUCUAAAGGCUUUUCGGCGGCGGCGCAUGACGUAUGAAUAUAGAUUGCUUUAAAAUGUCGUAUAAUAGAUGACCCAUAGAUUUACACUUUAUAUCGAAC
Aspergillus ochraceoroseus IBT 24754 is the source of this 2240-nucleotide messenger RNA. RefSeq names its product putative isoamyl alcohol oxidase. Gene Ontology annotation, molecular function: FAD binding; oxidoreductase activity. The coding region runs from base 450 to 2147 and encodes 565 amino acids. The transcript has 3 exons. The record is from RefSeq and is a predicted model, not a curated record. Lineage: Eukaryota; Fungi; Ascomycota; Eurotiomycetes; Eurotiales; Aspergillaceae.